UGUGGGCUGCCACAGGAAGAGGGGAGUGGAAGAAUUGAGAGCUGAGAAGGGGGCCUAGAGGUCGGAAGACUAAUUCUGUGAUGCAUUUUUUCCUGUCGCUGAAUGCUUAUAAGACUACUGCUGCACAUUAAAGUUGAUCACAUUAGAGCUACGUCUUCAGCCUGACAAAGAUGGAAGGAUUUCUGAGAACGCUCUGUCUCUGCAUUGCCACUUCGCUGCUUUUUGCCACAUUGGGGAGAGCUAGCAUAGCCACAGCAUGCUGUCCGAAGACCACCAACACAGUCCUGCGCCAGUCCAAUAUCACAGGCUACCAUAGGCAGGAGCGUGGAAUCUGCCCAGUUCAGGCCGUUGUGUUCACCACAGUGAGAAAUAUCAGAGUGUGCUCCGACCCUAAGAAGCCCUGGGUGAAAAAAGCUGUGAAGUUCAUUGACUCAAAGAAACAACAGGCUACAAGAGUGACUACGGAGGUUCUCUCCACCAAUGGCACGGAGCCAACAAGGAAUGUCACAGCAGCGCCGCUAUGAACAGGAGAAGAGACUCAAUGCUCAUGACCACACAACAUCACUCCAGAUGUACCCUGUGUAUUCACAGUGCUUUGUGAAAGUACUGCUGAUUUGAUUGAGACAAAUAUAUAAUUUUGCAUGGCAAAGAAGUUUAGAUCCUGUAGUUUGUUUUGUGUCCUUGGGAAACAAAUUAACUACUGGGGUUUCAUAAAAUAUGCACUUUGGGAGUUUUUGGAGGCAGAUGGCUUGAGGCUUUAUUUUCUGAUAUCCCAAACUUGUUUUGGUAUUAUACCGAAAAUUAUUCAGAUUUCUGUCCUCUGCAUUUUAAAAAUGUAUUGUAUAUAAUAUUGUAUAUGUAUAUAUUAAUUUUAAUUGUAUGCUUUAUGAAAGUCACAUAAUUAUUGUCAUGCGCUUGAUUAAAGUCAAGUUUCUACAGAACACCAU
Sardina pilchardus (European sardine) is the source of this 947-nucleotide messenger RNA. RefSeq names its product monocyte chemotactic protein 1B-like. Gene Ontology annotation, biological process: immune response. Gene Ontology annotation, molecular function: chemokine activity. The record is from RefSeq and is a predicted model, not a curated record. Lineage: Eukaryota; Metazoa; Chordata; Actinopteri; Clupeiformes; Clupeidae. The coding region runs from base 171 to 524 and encodes 117 amino acids. The transcript is spliced from 3 exons. Gene Ontology annotation, cellular component: extracellular region.